GAAGGUGAUACUGAUUCAUCUUAUUGGGCAAUCGCUGGCGAUCCAAAUCUUCCUAACACUCAAGCAUUUCAAGCAAUUGUUACCGAUAAACAAUUUUAUGAUAAAAACAUUUUCAAAUUCGCACCAUUUGAUUUCUUCUGUUUUGAUGAGAAAUUUAAACCUAAAUUAAAGAAUAAAGCUGAAGAAAAAGCACAUGAGAAGAAGUUAUUGGGUUUAGCAAUUGAGAAACAAGGUGAUAACAUGGUUGCUUUAUGCCCCAAGUGUUAUACAUCAUUCAACGGUUCAAUUGAUGGAAGUGAUUUUAAAAAGAUUGCACAAAAAAUGAAAGGUGUUAGUUUACGACAAAAUAAACAAUUAACACCUAAAAAUUAUUUGGAUAUAAUAAAUGAUAAAGUGAUAUUUGAUGGUCAGAAUAUUAAUUUACAACUUAAAAACGGGUCAAUGACUCGCUUAACAAUCGGUAAGACUGCAUUAACAGGAGCACACACUAAGGCUGUAUGUUGUGAAAAUGGAUGUUGUAUGCCAUUUAUUUAA
Messenger RNA from Trichomonas vaginalis G3, 534 nucleotides. RefSeq names its product DNA/RNA polymerase superfamily. Lineage: Eukaryota; Parabasalia; Trichomonadida; Trichomonadidae. The annotation marks the transcript as partial. The record is from RefSeq and is a predicted model, not a curated record. The transcript has a single exon.